AUGGGAGGAGGAGAUUUGAACAUGAAAAAAUCCUGGCAUCCCCUCUUGAUCAAGAAUCAAGAGCGGGUAUGGAAGGAAGAACAAAAAGCAAUGGAAGAGCAAAAAAAGCUUAACCAACUCCGGAAAGAAAAGGAAGAGGAAAGACAGUUACAAGAAUUGAGACAGAUCCAAGCGACUGUCGGUGGAAGAAGAGAACAGGAAAGAUUAGAUUGGAUGUACGCUGCCGGACCUAAUCAAUCUAGCUCAGCCAAAGCUGAGGAAAUGGAAGAUUAUUUGCUUGGAAAGAAACGUGUUGAUUCUCUUAUAGAACAAGGCACUUCUAUGAGCAAAUUGUCUGCUGAUUCAAAAGAAAUCUUUAGCAGCAUUAGUAAUCCAAACGCUAAUACUUACCGAGAUACCCAGGCAAAAAUUCGAGAAGAUCCAUUAUUUCUUAUAAAGAAAACUGAACAGGCCAAUAUAAAGUCUAUCGUUUCAAAUCCGCUUAAGAUGAGAGAAAUUCAAGAGGAUUCACAUAAAGAAAGGAGUAAAAAACACCAUAAAAAGAGGCCCCUUGAAGAUUCUGAUGCAGAUUCGGUAAGAUCAGAAGAACAAGAUAGAAAUCAUCGUUCUCAAAAGCGUUCUCGUUUAUCACGAUCACGAUCACGAUCUUGUUCAAGAGAUAAAUAUAACGAUAAGCACAGACAUGAGUCUAGAUACUCGAAUAGUACAAACAGAGGUAGGGAUUCACGUGAAAAGCGUUUUGAGUCUCGAUAUUCAAGUAAUAAUAGAGAUCGUGACACAUAUGAAAAUCGAAACGAAUCUCAGUACUCGAAUAGAACUACUGGAGAUCGUGAUAGUGAUUUACAUGAAGAAAGACAUAAUCGUCACGAACGAAGGUAUGAUAACGGAAGGAGACAUAGUCCUCAUCGAUAUCGUCGAAAUGAUCGUAGUGACAAUAAUAGUCCUUAUGAUUCCAAAGAUUAUAAAGAAGGUAAAAAGCAUUAUGGACAAAGUGAAGCGGACAAAAUUAAGGCCAAGGAAGAAGCUGAGAAAAGAAUUUUUGAAAUGAUGAAUGAUGCAAAGAAAAUUUCUGAAGAGCGAAAGAAACGCGUAGAACAGUCUACAAAGGAAGAAUAUGAGGAAGAGAAGAAAUUGGACGAGGACAGAAAACGACGCGGAAUGCAAUCCGACUUUUUAAAAAACGCUUAUAAAUCGGCAUAUUCUUCGCAAUCAUCAAUUGGUUUGGGAGAACGUUUACAAAGACAUCGUGGUACUUCACAAAAAAUAUCAAGUGAAGAUUAA
Funneliformis geosporum is the source of this 1281-nucleotide messenger RNA. The record is from the annotation of a GenBank genome assembly. NCBI's taxonomy places the organism in Eukaryota, Fungi, Glomeromycota, Glomeromycetes, Glomerales, Glomeraceae.